AUGUCCCACAUCUUCUGCUACUUGGCACUUCUGUGUUUUGCAUCGUGUGUUGCUGAAAACACAGAGACUGAGCAGGCAUUUAAAGACCUGCAACUUCAGCAAGACUCCAUGUCAUGGCUCAAGAGAUUACAAGACAAACGGGAGUCAACAAAGACAUGGAAGAUUGUCGAACUACUCAGUGAUAUUUUUAAAUCUGAAAAUGGAAUAAUCCUCCAUGAGUCCAAAGACACAGAGAAGCAGGAGAAGAAUCGACGUGAGCUGAGUGGCAGACUGACAACCCGCAAAGCCGGAUGUCGAGUCUUCUUCUGGAAAUCCUGGACCUCCUGCUAACUUUGUUUCCACUCAAGUGCGAGAUUGGCGAGUCGUAUCUCAAAUCUGUUUUAGUU
Solea solea (common sole) is the source of this 386-nucleotide messenger RNA. Its product is annotated as somatostatin-1-like. Lineage: Eukaryota; Metazoa; Chordata; Actinopteri; Pleuronectiformes; Soleidae. Gene Ontology annotation, cellular component: extracellular region. The record is from RefSeq and is a predicted model, not a curated record. Bases 1 to 330 code for a protein of 109 amino acids. Gene Ontology annotation, molecular function: hormone activity. The transcript has 2 exons.